UACUGUUAUAACAUGUCUGCGAUGGCUAGUAACGUCUCUAAUUGCACCACUUUGUGCGAUAUUCUGGAUAAAACUACAAACUUGACAGAUUACGCAGCCCCAACAUAUUAUUCGUUGAAUUAUCGAAUUGUGGGGACCAUUUUUCAAGGGAUCAUCUUUGUUGUGGGGGCACUUGGCAACAUCAUGGUUGUCAUAGUCGUAACUAAAACCCGCAGUAUGCACACCCCUACUAAUUGUUAUCUCGUCAGUCUGUCCCUAGCUGAUCUCAUGGUUUUGGUAGCUUCCGUACCCAACGAGGUUCUAUCCUAUUACUUGCUGGGAGACGAAUGGAUCUGGGGCAGAGCUGGUUGUGUUAUCUUCAUCUUUCUCCAGUAUCUAGGCAUCAAUGCCUCGUCUUUAUCCAUCACAGCUUUCACAGUAGAACGCUACAUCGCCAUCUGCCAUCCCAUGAAGGCCCAGAUGGUCUGUACCGUUAAUAGGGCCAAAAAGAUUAUCAUCGGAGUUUGGGUGGUCGCCUGCAUCUACUGCUCCCCCUGGCUUUUCCUCACCAAGACUGUACCUAUAUUCUACAAGGGUCAAGAGAAUAUGGAAACGUGUACUUUUGCCCUCUCCAGGGAACACUACCUGGGUUAUUUCUUUGCCGAUCUCGUUCUAUUCUACAUCUUUCCGUUGCUGCUGUCCUGCGUGCUGUACGGACUGAUAGCAAGAAUCCUCUUCACAAACGAUCUCAGCAAAAGUUUUGGGAAAAGAAACCAAACCGACACAGCUUCAGACUGGAAGAAGAAUAGUAACACCAGUGCCCGAGUACAGGUGGUGAAGAUGCUGGCUGUGGUUGUAGCCGUAUUCGCCACCCUUUGGAUGCCGUAUCGUUGCCUUUUAGUGUACAACUCAUUGACAAAAGAACGCUACAUGGAACUGUGGUUUCUGAUGUUUUGUAAGACCAUGAUUUUCAUCAACAGCGCCAUAAACCCGAUCCUUUACAACGCCAUGUCAAUCAAAUUUCGGCGUGCGUUCAAACGCGUGUUGUCGUGUAGUAGAGCCUCUGAAGAGGCGAGUUUUGCUCCUUUUCGGAGUGUGGCUGUUACGAAUCAUCCGAAGAUUAUCCAGAAGACUACUGAAGCAUGAAUUAAGAUUAUCAUUUUUUUGUGUCCUAAUGAUACUCCUACUGGAUAUUAAUUGAACUUUUUUGUUGCUAAUUUUCCGAAUUAAUAUAUGGAUAUUUUUCCGUACCGUUUGUGUAAUUCCUUCAUGGUGUCUUUUUUUUUCAUAUAUGUGUAUAUUGAAGUGUCAUUGCAACAGAAAACCACACG
Messenger RNA from Limulus polyphemus (Atlantic horseshoe crab), 1310 nucleotides. Its product is annotated as thyrotropin-releasing hormone receptor-like. Gene Ontology annotation, cellular component: membrane. Gene Ontology annotation, biological process: G protein-coupled receptor signaling pathway. NCBI's taxonomy places the organism in Eukaryota, Metazoa, Arthropoda, Merostomata, Xiphosura, Limulidae. The record is from RefSeq and is a predicted model, not a curated record. Gene Ontology annotation, molecular function: thyrotropin-releasing hormone receptor activity.